Molecule: messenger RNA, 693 nt
Organism: Alligator mississippiensis (American alligator)
Lineage: Eukaryota; Metazoa; Chordata; Crocodylia; Alligatoridae
Gene: SMKR1
Product: small lysine rich protein 1
Exons: 4
Coding region: 16-444 (142 amino acids)
Source: RefSeq, a predicted model, not a curated record
AGGAGACACGGGCAGAUGAAAUGUGAGGUGGCGUCUGAAAAUGAGAUCCAUCUUCAGGACUUGAGGAAGACUCCAGCAGUUGCGUUCAAUAAAAGGAUUGAGCAUGGGCACAAAUCAUGGAGGCUUGCUGAAAACCUGACUUUCUGCCUAAAUCUGGAGUGUAAACUACACCUUGCAAUCAUGAUGAUGACUAUUAAAAAAGAAGUCAACUAUCCAGUUACUAACUGUAUAAAGGCAGGAAAAGGUGGCAAAUCCAAGCGUGGCAAAGGCAAAAGCAAAGGCUCCAAGAAGAAACCAAAGAAGUUGGUGAUUGACGUGGAUAUCCUCAGCCCAGCUGCCAUGCUGAAUGCCUACUACAUCGCCCACAAUGCUCCGGCCUGCUUGGAGUUUCGGGGCUUCCCCUGGCCUGGCUCACCCAAAAGGAAAGGGAAGAAAGGAAAGUAGGAACCUGAUGGCUGGAAGGAGAAAGACCAUGACGUACCAAGCUCCACCUGUCUGUUGUUGAAGAUAGAAACCAAGUUGAUAACUCAGGUCUCUUAAGUUUUGCCAUAAUCUCUGUGAAGGCCACUUGUUAAGUCAUUCUUGGUAUGGUUUUGAGCAUACAGAAGUAAAUGUUAAAACACAGUUUAAUGUUACCCUUGUCCUUUACCCUUCUAGGAAAUAAUAAUAAUAAUAAAAAAAAAGGUACCUGUA